AUGGCAUCAAUAAACGACCUACCAACCGAGACACUAGUCUUGAUCCUUGAGUAUCUGUACCUCACGGAUCUUCAAACCUUCAUUACAUCACAACGAGUGGCGCGGCGUUUCCGCAGCGUGACCCAAGACAUACUGGCCAGGCCCCCAUUCGUUGACCUCCAGUCGCCCCCUGGCCGUCCCAUGAUCGAGCCGCUCCUGGAGUCCAAGUUCCGCAGCCUGUUCAAGGCCACCGACUGCUUUACAGCCGAGGAGCGCCAGACGAUGGUCUGGCCCACGCUCAACGGGGACCACACGCUUCCGUUCCGGCGUCUGCCCUGGGCCGGCAGUGCUCGCUCCCGCGCCGCGUACCUGCGCCCGGACGCGAGCUGGCGGCGGUUGGGCACCGCGACCGCCGGCCGGCCCCCCAUCACGCACCUGGCCGUGGUGCGUGGGUACCAGUCGUCGGAGGACGACGUGGUGGAGUACCACAGCGUGGCGCUCCCAGCGCCGGGGAGUCUCACCAUGGGGCUCCUCUACGACGUACUGCUCAGCGACGGCGCAGGCCACAACACUGAUCAGUGUGGGGACUUCGGCGAUGAGACGGGGGACUGGCAAUUGCUGCCGGGGAGGCGGCUGCGCGACCACGACCUGCUGCAGGAGUACGAGUGCUUCGUCCUCGAGGACCCAGAGCUGGUGGACGAUGGGCCCGGUGCCGCCCAGUGCGCCAUCUUGUACGUGCAGGGAGCGGCCAUUGACGACAUAAAAGAGUCCGUUAGGGCAGAAGAUGGAGACGAGUGGCAGCCGUCCAUGAUCGGGUCAAGACCUAGAUUUUUAUCAUGGGGCGAAGAGAGAUUUAAGUGGGAAAAUCCUGCUUAG
Messenger RNA from Neoarthrinium moseri, 855 nucleotides. RefSeq lists its product as uncharacterized. The transcript has a single exon. The coding region runs from base 1 to 855 and encodes 284 amino acids. Gene Ontology annotation, molecular function: protein binding. The record is from RefSeq and is a predicted model, not a curated record. NCBI's taxonomy places the organism in Eukaryota, Fungi, Ascomycota, Sordariomycetes, Amphisphaeriales, Apiosporaceae.